GCACUGUGAAUCAUCAACAGCAGAUUGUACCUCCACCACCACCACCACUUCCAAAAAUGGGACUACUAAAAAACUCCACCGCUAACACUACCAACAGCAGCUCAUCACCCUCAAAGCCCUCGAAUAAGAAGAAGAAAGGCAUUACCUUUCAGGAAGGUGAACCGGUGGUGAUCUACCGAGAAGCUUCUGACUCCGAGGAGGAGGAGGAGUUCUUUGAGUUGUCGCUAAAAUCUUCAGAGCUGAACUCCUCUUCCAAAGAAAAAUCACCAUCACCUCCAUCAUCUCAAAAUUCUACAGCCGACUUUGACGAGGAGCACGACCCUGAGCGGAUAAAGCUGCGCCAGCUGACAGAGGCCAACACCUUCUUCAACUCAAAUUACGCCAACUUUAAGCUGACGGAGGCGGCCUCGGUGGGCCUUGGCCGGCAGUCAAAAAAUUCAAACAGUUCUUGCGGUCCGAUUAAGUUUGUCAUUCAGGAUGGCUACCAGCAGCCGCUGCCGCCCACCAAGUACAAGGCCGCCGCCAAUUUGAACUUGAAAAAGACCUCUUUUGAGGAGAAAAAUAAUUGUGAUAAUAAAACUGGAGCGAAGCCCACCAGCACAGUAGUCAAGCCCACCUCUGCUCCGCCGCCACUUCCGCCCACGACCGUUUCUUCGAAACCAAUCGUCAGCCUAGCUAAACCGGUCAUUGAGGCGAAAAAGCCAUCGGUCCUGGCGUUGCUGGAGAAGACGCCCACAGCUACUACUAAACCCGAAAAACCACCGAAAAAUACCUCACUUUCAAAGCCGACGGUUGAAAAGCCAGCUAAAGAGGCUUCACCACCGCCACCGCCACCUGCAAAUAUUAUCAAACCGCCCUUUGAUACCACCGACUCAGCAUUACCACCACCACCUAAGCCUGAGCAUCUUGUACAGCAGCAGCAGCAGUCGUACAAUUCAGUCAGUUUGUUAGACGAAAACGACGGCACCAUUCUCCCGUUGGACACUCAGAAGCUGCCUGAAGAGCUGAAGNGAGAAAUGGCAGUAAACAGCAGCAACAACAACAGCUAA
Molecule: messenger RNA, 1049 nt
Organism: Rhagoletis zephyria (snowberry fruit fly)
Lineage: Eukaryota; Metazoa; Arthropoda; Insecta; Diptera; Tephritidae
Source: RefSeq, a predicted model, not a curated record